AUGGCAUCCAGAAAGAAGCCCGAUUUUAUUUUUUUAAUGGAAACAAAAGUUGCUAGAGAUCAUGCUGAGCGGUUACGUGUGAAGUUAGGGUUCCAGGGGUUGUUCUAUGUGGAUAAUAGGGGACGGAGUGGCGAGUUGGCUCUGUUCUGGAAAACGAAUGAUACAGUGCGUCUAUUAAGUUACUCUCGUAACUAUGUGGAUGUAGAAGUCCAGGUGGAUGGUUUGGCACCCUGGAGGAUGACGGGCUUUUAUGGUUUCCCAGAUCGUGGUGAUAGGGAGGAGUCUUGGAAUCUUUUGAGACGCUUGAGGUCCCGUUCUAUGUUGCCUUGGGUUGUCUUGGGGGAUUUUAAUGACUUACUAUUUCAGUAUGAGAAAAGGGGGCGAUGCAGGCAUCCGGAAUCUUUGUUGAGGGGUUUCGGUGAAGCAUUAGAGGACUGUGGAUUGAUACAGUUACCCAUGAUUGGCUAUCAGUUCACAUGGGAAAAGGGGGAGGGGACGGAGGAUUGGGUGGAGGAGAAAUUGGAUAGAGUGGUGGCGACUGACGAGUGGCGGGAGGUGGUGGAAGGGGCCCGGGUGUAUAAUGUUCUGACCAGGAGAUCGGAUCACUCUGCUCUGUUUCUUGACAUUCGGCCAGGGGAGGGAAUUCGAGUUGGGUCGCGCCAAUUUCGCUUUGAGAUGGCCUGGCUGUUGGAUGAGGGGUGUAGGGGGGUGGUGGAGGAGGCGUGGGGGCGGGGGGUGGAAGGUUUACAGGCCCGGAUUGAGAGAUGUGGUAUCAAGUUGCAGAGAUGGGGUGGUGAUCGCUUCCAUAAAUUUGGGAAACGGAUUGCUAAUCUCAAGAAACAGCAAUUGAAUUGUCGUGGUCGUGUGAGCCCCGAGGCGUUAGCCGAGUUCCGCCGUUUGGAGUCUGAGCUAGUAAGAUUGGAAAAGCAAGAGGAUGUAUUCUGGAGGCAGAGGGCGAAGCAACAUUGGCUUUGUGGGGCGGAUGCAAACACUCGCUUCUAUCACAGGUAUGCUUCUGCCCGAAAACGAAAGAAUACUAUUUUACGCCUUAAAGAUGAGUCGGGGGGUUGGGUAGAUGGUGAACCAAUGAAAGCAGUUGUGAUGGACUACUUUAAUAAUAUUUUUGCUGCUAACCCCGAUGUGUGUAAUGGAACGGACUUUUUUGCCUCUAUCCCAAUUCGGGUUACUCACACACAUAAUGAAUGGCUGAAUCGGCCGUUUGACCCGGGAGAAGUGAAAAAUGCGUUAUUUGCUAUGUUCCCAGACAAAGCUCCAGGACCGGAUGGAAUGAAUCCGGGAUUUUACCAGAAGUUUUGGGAUAUAGUUGGUCCAGAUGUGACUAGUUGUGUGCUGCAGUGUCUGAAUACAGGGUCUUUACCAGUUGGGCUUAAUGAAUCGAAUAUUGUGCUUAUCCCGAAAACACAGUCCCCUGAGAUGGUUACGGAUCUACGCCCGAUUGCCUUGAGUAAUGUUGUUUACAAGGUUAUUGCAAAGGUAAUUGCUAAUCGUAUGAAACCCCUGUUGGGCGAUAUUAUUUCUGUAUCGCAGAGUGCUUUUAUUCCUGGCAGGUUGAUUACUGAUAAUAUCUUGAUAGCAGCUGAGGUGGGACAUUUCCUUAACAGGAAACAGUUGGGUAAAGUGGGGUGGGGAGCAUUGAAGCUGGAUAUGGCGAAAGCCUAUGAUAAGAUGGAGUGGGCAUUCUUGAAAAAUAUGAUGUUGGCGUUAGGCUUCCAGGCUGGAUGGGUAAAUUUUAUCAUGGAAUGUGUCACUACUGUUUCGUAUAAUAUUAUGAUCAAUGGUGUGUCAGGAGGACAAUUAAUCCCAUCUCGCGGACUCCGGCAGAGAGAUCCUCUGUCCCCGUACUUGUUUCUUAUCUGUGCAGAGGGGUUAUCAUUAUUAUUGCAGCAGGCCCAGGACAGAGGAGAGGUUCAUGGCUUAAGGGUCGCGAGGGGUGCACCACCUCUUUCACAUCUUUUGUUUGCAGAUGACAGCCUUCUGUUCUUUAAGGCAAAUAUCGGAGAUGCACAGGCGGUUAAACGGUGUCUUACUAAUUAUGAGAAGCUCUCUGGUCAGACUAUUAAUUUUAAUAAGUCAAAUAUAUGUUUUAGUAAGAAUACCCAGCAGGUGGAAAGAAUUUCGGUGGCGGCAGUUUUUGGGGUUCAUCAGGCACAUAACUUUGGAAAAUAUUUGGGGUUGCCGGCUUUUGUGGGGAGGAAUAAGCGGUCAGUGUUUGCUUAUGUGGAGGAUAAAGUAAGGCAGAGAAUAGGCUCCUGGAAUAAGAAACUUUUGUCGCGGACGGGUAAAGAAAUUUUACUCAAAGCAGUGGCGCAGGCAAUGCCAACGUUUACUAUGAGUGUAUUUUUGUUGCCUGACUCAUUAUGUAAGAAUCUGGAGCGAGUUAUGAAUAGAUUUUGGUGGCGCAAUGGAAGGGAUGGAGGGGGAAUACAUUGGCUAGCCUGGGACAAAUUGAGUGUACCAAAGAAAUAUGGGGGCCUGGGUUUUAAGGACUUGAGAGCUUUUAAUGUGGCUAUGCUGGGUAAGCAGGGCUGGAGAUUUUUGACAGACCCCAAUUCUUUGGUCGCAAGAGUUUUUAAGGCAAGAUAUUACCCGAACACAGAUUUUUUGAAUGCCUCAGUUGGAAAUAACCCAAGUUUUCCAUGGAGAAGUAUAAUGGCCGCCCAGGAACUCAUUAACCGAAAUGUUAGACGAAGAGUUGGAAAUGGGGACUCAACGUUAGUUUGGGGGGACCCGUGGUUGAUGCGUGAAUCUGAGCCAAGAAUCGUAUCAGAAAAGCCCCCUCACCUUGGGGAGGUUAAAGUUUCAGAGGUGGAGGUGAAGCAGAUUUUGGCUAUUCCAAUUAGCCCAGCCUAUGAUGAUAUGUGGUAUUGGCAUGGGAACCCUAAAGGGGUCUAUACGGUAAAAGCUGCUUAUCGAAAUUUAAUGGGAACCAUAGACGCACCCCCAAAUGGGUUCACAUCUUGGAAUAAAAUUUGGAACCUCAAAGUACCCCCGAAGUGGAAAGUUUUCUUGUGGAGAGCUGUGAGAGGAGUAUUACCCACCACCAUGAACCUAUAUAAUAGGAGGGUAGAUGUCCCUUUAGCAUGCCCUUUGUGUGCUCUAAACUCUGAAAAUGUUUUACACUCUUUGGUACAAUGUGAAUUUUCUAAAAGUGUGUGGAAUAUUUCGGGAUUUGUUGUGCAGAGUACGGUGGAUGGUGACUUUGGUGUGUGGCUUGAAUUAUUGCUCCAAAAUAUUGAUGCGAAACAGUUUACUUACAUGGUGGCUAUUAUGUACAAUAUUUGGAUGCAACGGAAUACGGCGGUGUGGGAGCAUAAGGUGGGUAGACCACGGCUUGUAUAUGAACGGGCAAUGGCUACAUUGGCGGCUUGGAGCACGGCCACGAAUCGAGGGGAGAGGCAGCAUCAACCUUCCGCUGCUACUGCCAACACAGGGCAGCCCGUGUCACGGCAGUCCGCUGCCGACGCUGCGCAGGCCGCUGCCGACGCUAUGCAGCCCGGGUCGCGGCUCCGUUGCUUCUUUGACGCAACCUAUUCGGCCACAACACAGCAAGGGGCGUAUGGUGUUUUACUCCAGGAUGCGAAUGGAAAUUUUUUGGCAGCCAAAAAUGGCCCCUUACUACUUUGUCAGGGACUGUUUAUGGCGGAGGCGUAUGCAUGUAAGGAGGCACUGUCUUGGCUUAGAGAUCGUGGAGUCACGGAGGUGGAGUUACGGUCAGAUUGUUCGAAUUUAUGUCACACACUUGGCAAUUCAGCGACGGAGGAUCGCACUUAUGAUGGUUUAGCUGUUUCAGCAUGUCGAGAUUUGAUGUCUAUUUUAAUUUUCUGCUCUAUUAUUUAUAUUCCUCGAUCGUUAAAUAUUUUAGCUCAUACGUUAGCUCAGUCAGCCUCUGCGCAGGCAAACUCGAUGUUAUGGGAGGAUAACCCUCCCUCGUUUAUUUCGGCUUUGAUUGAUUAA
This is a messenger RNA of Ipomoea nil (Japanese morning glory), 3975 nucleotides long. RefSeq lists its product as uncharacterized. The transcript has 2 exons. Bases 1 to 3975 code for a protein of 1324 amino acids. Lineage: Eukaryota; Viridiplantae; Streptophyta; Magnoliopsida; Solanales; Convolvulaceae. Gene Ontology annotation, molecular function: RNA-DNA hybrid ribonuclease activity; nucleic acid binding. The record is from RefSeq and is a predicted model, not a curated record.